GGAGCGCCCGCGUGCCCAUUGCGCGCGCGCAGGCGGAUUUCGGAUUGACAUAGACCGAUAGAACUCCUCAGUCGCCUUCCCUGCUACUGCUGGCCAAAUCUUAUUGCGUUUCAUGCAGUAGAAGUGGACGCUUGCUGCACACUGUGAUCAUGCUCCGCAACAAAUGCGCCGCCUGCGCCACACCGCUGGACUCUCAAGACACGACCAGCUGCGUGCGGUACUUGUACGAAUCUAGCGAUGCGUGGCCCGGAUGCGUGCGGUGCCAGACGCGCUACUGCAGCGCCGCGUGUCGGCGCGCCCACUGGCGAGACGGUCACGAGCAGGUCUGCGAGGAGAUAGCCCGCGGCGGUGGCGCGGAACAGCACUACGCGGAUGAGAAGUACAUCGAGGCCGCAGAGGAGGCGAUUAAAAAGUGCGCGGACGACACCAAGGGCCAGACGUGCUACAUCUGCAUGGACGGGGCCGAGACUGGCGAGGGCUUGGUACGCGGCUGCGCGUGCCGCGGGGCGGCGGGGUUCGUGCACCUGUCCUGCCUGGUCGAGGACGCGCAGGUGCAGGUGGAGCAAGGCCUGGAGGACGAGAUGGAGCACCAGCGACCGAUGCUGGUGCCGAGGUUGAUGCGGUACCUCCAGUGCCGCCUGUGCCAUACCGACUUCUACGGCGCCGUCGCGGCCGCCCUCGGCUGGGCGUGCUGGGCGUCCUACGUCGGCAGGCUCGAGGGGGACAAUCUUCGGAACAUCGCGUUGCAGAUCCUCGGGGACGCGCUGAAGCACGGCAAACGGCACGCGGAGUCGCUCGACGCGCUGGAGGCGAAUCUGGUUCGUGUCAGAGAGGGCGAGGACUACGAGGGACGGGAGGGGACCAUCUUUUACGUCCGUAGUCAGAUGGGUGAUUGCCUGCGCGAACUCGGGCGCCGUGACGAGUGCCUCGCCCUGCGACGCGAGAACUACGAAGCGGGGGCGGAAGCAGUGGCGGACGGAGUCGUGUCCAUCAAAGCCCACCUGACCCAUGCGAUCGAAUAUUGCGAGUCCCUCAAUCGGGUCGACAACGCGGCGGCGAAGGCGUUCAUGCGGGACCAGGACCUCAUCGCGCGGGUGACGAGCGAGUUCGGCGAGGACCACCCGACCACGCACGGCUGCCUCCACACCUACGCCUUCACGCUCAUCGGCGACCCUCGGAGACGGUGCCCCGACGACGACCUGGCCGAAGCGACGGCGAUCUUCGUCGACAUCGCGCGAAAAUGGCGACGGAGACUCGGCGCCGCGCAUCCACAGGCGGAAAUGAUGCAGGAAGGGGCCAAGAUAUUGCAGGCGAGGAUCGCCUUCAACGGCGUGCUCGACGAGCUCCUCGCUGCUGCCAGGGGAGACUAAGUUGUCG
Pelagomonas calceolata is the source of this 1377-nucleotide messenger RNA. NCBI's taxonomy places the organism in Eukaryota, Pelagophyceae, Pelagomonadales, Pelagomonadaceae. The record is from the annotation of a GenBank genome assembly.